This is a messenger RNA of Macrosiphum euphorbiae (potato aphid), 2070 nucleotides long. The record is from the annotation of a GenBank genome assembly. NCBI's taxonomy places the organism in Eukaryota, Metazoa, Arthropoda, Insecta, Hemiptera, Aphididae.
AUGGGUAACAGGAGACAUGCCGGUUCAAAUGCAAGCUUUGCGAAAAGGAGACGAAAAAUGAAAGAAGGAUUAGAUACUAAAAAUCCCAAUGAAGAUAAUCGUAGUUCUUACGAAACAACAAUACGAGACAAUGAAAAAUUCGUACAGUAUUAUAAGAUGCAAAAUAUUUGUUCAGAAGAUGAAUGGAACACAUUUUUAGAAGUAUUAAAAACUGAUUUACCUACUUCAUUUCGCAUUACUGCUAGCUGUGACGUAGAAGCAAAAAUACUGUUGAAAUUAGUUGAAGGAGUCUUUUUUACAGAUUUGCUCAAAGGAGAGCUAAAUGAUGAACAAAAAAAUAGUAAACCUUUUUGUUUACCAUGGUAUCCACAACGAUUGGGAUGGCAAUUGAAAAUCACUCGUAAAGAUAUUCGUGGUUCAGAAGCAUACUAUCGCUUACAUAAUUUUCUAAUUUCUGAAACUGGAAAUGGUAAUAUUUCUAGACAGGAAACAGUCAGCAUGAUUCCACCUUUGCUAUUGGAUGUACAACCCAGUGAUAAGGUAUUAGAUAUGUGUGCUGCUCCUGGUUCUAAAACUGCACAACUUAUUGAAGCUUUGUAUUCAGGUUCUACUUCUUCUGUUCCAGAUGGAUUAAUUAUGGCCAAUGAUGUUCAUAAUGCAAGGUGUUAUAUGUUAGUUCAUCAAGCUAAAAGAUUAAAUAGUGCAAAUGUUGUUAUUACAAAUCACGAUGCUACAGUUUUACCUGUUAUGAAUUUGGAUGAAAAUGGAGAUACUAUGCUUAAGUUUGAUAAAAUAUUAUGUGAUGCACCAUGUUCUGGCGAUGGUACAUUAAGAAAGAAUGCAGAUAUUUGGACUAAGUGGAGUCCCGGAAAUGCAAACAACUUGCAUGGAAUACAGUUUCGUAUACUUAAGCGUGGAUUAGAACUGUUAAAUGUUGGAGGGCGUUUAGUUUAUUCAACUUGUUCAUUUAAUCCAGUUGAAAAUGAAGCAGUGGUUCAGCGAAUGAUGACUGAAGCUCAAGGUAGUGUUGUUAUUAUAAGCGCUCAUGAUAAACUCCCAGGCUUAAAAAUAGUUAAUGGUCUUUCUAAGUGGAUAGUUGUAUCAAAGGAUUUGGAUGUAUAUAAAACUUUUGAAGAAGUUCCAGAAAAAUGGAACACCCAAAUUAGGCCACAAAUGUUUCCUCCUAAGGAAGAUAUAUAUAAUCUGGAUAAAUGUAUUCGUAUACUACCUCAUCAUCAAGAUACUGGAGGGUUUUUCGUAACUCUUAUGGAAAAAAUUAAACCAUUGCCAUGGGAAACAUGUAUAAAACAAACUGAUGAAGUUGUUGAUGAAGUAAAAGUCAAUAACUAUAAGAGAAAACCAAAAAAAAGGAGAUACCAAGGAUAUAAAGAAGAUCCGUUUAUAUUUUUAACUGUUGAUGAUCCUGUUUGGCCAGAAAUUAGAGAUUUUUACGAACUCAAUAAUUUCCCCAUUGAAUGUUUACUUACAAGAUGUUCUGUGGGUAAAAAAAAAAAUAUCUACUAUACGUCGACAUCUGUAAAAGAUAUUGUAAAGAAUAAUCAAGACCGUGUAAAGAUUAUCAAUACUGGUGUUAAAACGUUCGUCCGCUGUGAUAAUAAAUCAAUGGAAUGUAACUUUAGGCUUGCUCAAGAGGGUUUGGCUGGAAUAUCUUCCUUUAUUGGACAAAAAAGGCGAUUACAAUUAACACGUACGGAGUUGAUAACUGUGCUGAAAAAUCCAACAAUUCAAGUUACUUCUUUAGACCAGGCCACAAAAGAUAUACUAGACAAUUUUGGUGUUGGUAGUUGUAUUCUGAACAUGGUGGACAAAGAUUUUCCAAUUGAGCUAGUUGGCUGGAAAGGAUUUUCAACUCUCAAAGCUUAUGUAAAUGGUGAAUGUAGAUUACACUAUUUGAGAUUACUUGGAGUUGAUGUCUCAGAAUUUGACGUGAAUAAAUUUAAGAAAGAAAAUAAUGAGGAUGGACCAGAAGACAAAAGUGGAAUUUGUUUAGAUGAAGUUCCAGAAGUUCAAAUUAAAGAAGAAUUUAUACAAAGUGAAAAAUCAGAAUAA